CCCAAAAAAAAGGGGAAAAAGAAAAACAAUAAAGUUCCCCUCUAAGAUCAGAAACUCAGGAAGUAAGAACGAGGAAUACAUAACCUUGAAACUUCUUUAAGGCCCACAAGGACCACCCAAGAUAAUGACCAAUUCACUUCUCUCUCAACAAAAUGAAUUGGAUAAUGUGAUUCAAAUCAGAGGUUCAAAAACCUCUUCUAUUGCAUUCUUCUCAUAGUCACUAAAAUCUUUUGGUCUCCACACUUGACUUCCUAACCUAAACUGGUGCAAAUUUCAAAGAAUGAUACAUCUAAAAGCUAUUCACUCCUCUUUAAAACCUACACAACAAGCUCCUAUUAACAGAACAUGCUACUUUAGGAGGAAAAAGCCUUUCAUUUCCUUGUGCAAUUCAAGAAAAUCAGAUUCAGAUGGUAAAGGAGAUACCCGCCAGCAAGAAUUGCUUGCCACAAUUGUUCUGCUUCAAACCCAAAAAGUUCGUUUAACUGAAUACAUAGAUGAGAGAUCUGCCUAUCUAACACAGUUUGCUGAAGAAGCCAAUUGUGAGAUGGAACAGAUUGGUGAAAAUGCCAUCAAAGAACUGGAUGAAGCUGGUGCAAGGAUAAUGGAAAAUAUAGAGAACCAGAUGCAAGCUUUUGAAGAAUCAGUAGGGUUGAACAAAGAGGAGGCAGAAGAGAAUGAAAAGAAGUUAGCAGAUUUUGAAGGCCAAAUGGAGGAGGAAAGAAAUGAAGGGCUUUUCUUUAAGAACUUAAGGGAAAGACGACCCGUGGACAAAACAAAAGCUAAGGAUGAGAUAGAGAAGAUUAAGCAACUUAGUAGAGAAAGUGCUGGGUCAAAGACUAGAAAAACUAUUUACUUUGCACUUAUAGGCCUUGUAGUAGUUGGGAUUGCAGAUGUUUUCAUCUCUUCAUUGAGAAAAGGUGCAGUUCUUGGGAUUAUUUUGGUGUGUUUGCUUUCUCAAGUCAUCUAUGAGCAGAGUUUUUAUCAGAAACCAAACUGGAGAGAAAACAGACAUCGGAAGAAUGAAAAAAGUGAAAUCCUCUCUGUUUUGCUUCCUACUUAUUUUCCCAAAAAAAACACUAUCAGAGAGUACUGUAGCAUGAGUUAUAACCCCGAAAUAAAAUCUUAUUACUCGAGGCUGAUAUAUCAUGCAAAAUUUUAUCUUGCAUCAUGCAUGUUUCGUGACAACACUGCAGCCACCAAAAAUUGGAUGCGUAUCUGAUGCUUUAUAUCGAUUCAAACGAAUGAUGCCUGCUGAAGUGCAGAGAAUAUUGAAGUCGUAGGACCUCAGAAGUUGGAUCUCCUGCAUUUCUUUAGUAAUGAUGCUUGCUGAAGUAUAGAGAAUAAUGAAGUUUGUAGGACCUCAGAAGUUGGAUCUCCUGCAUUUCUUUAGUAAUUAGUGUUGACAAUGAAAAAUAUGGUAGAUAUGAUCUGGAGAAGCACACCCAAGUCUAAGAGGAACUAGGUUCUAUUGAUGGAAAGAUUUUUUUUGUAAAGGUAACAGUCUAUUGAUGGAAAGAUUCUUACCCCAUUAAAGACACUCAGGGUACAUCAAUCAAGUGAAAAAACUUCAGAAGAGA
Messenger RNA from Nicotiana tabacum (common tobacco), 1577 nucleotides. RefSeq lists its product as uncharacterized. NCBI's taxonomy places the organism in Eukaryota, Viridiplantae, Streptophyta, Magnoliopsida, Solanales, Solanaceae. The record is from RefSeq and is a predicted model, not a curated record. Gene Ontology annotation, cellular component: chloroplast.